CCUUUUCUUUUCUCGUUUUUCUUUCUAAUAUCAUCUCUUGAUUAUCUUUUCUUCUUCAUAUACCAUUCCCAUUCCCAACUCUUGUAUUCGAAUGAUUCAGAGCGCCAAUGGCUGGUUCCAAUAGCGACGAUGACAAGAAGAACACAAUAAACAACACUGAAAAGUCAACCAAUAGUUCCAUACCCACCUUUACAGAAGAAUUACAGUUAUUUGACUUUAAAGAUGAAGCUAUUGAUACUGCUUUAAGAAAACUUCUCGCCAAAGUACAUUUACCCAAAGAAGCACAACAAAUAGAUAGAGCCAUGGAAGACUUUGCUAAACAUUAUCACCAAUGUAAUCCCUUAUUGACUAAUAGUCCAGAUCCUAUCUAUGCUGUGGCCUUUUCUAUACUUCUCUUACACACCGAUGCUCAUAAUAAGAAUGUGAAACGAAAGAUGAAUAAGGAUACAUUUAUUAUGCGAACCAAAUAUAUUGAAGGUGGUGAAACUGUCUAUAGUGAAGUAUUAGAUAUCAUGUAUGAUAAUAUUGUAUGUUCCGAAUUUACCUAUGUACACGAACAACAAGACAAAUCAUCAUCUUGGUUCUCCAAGAAAUCUUCUCAGCCCAACAAUGCGUUAGUACACGACCUUUAUUCAAAGUUGGAACAACUGAUGCCAGCAAAUAAUACAUUUAAAUAUAAGUCUACACCAAAAUCAAUCAUCGAUAUCUCCAAUAUUCAUGCCAGUAUUGAACAAGCACAAUCAUUACAAUUAGCCGGUGUUCGUAGUCGACAUUCACAGUCAGAUGGAAAUGAAACAUAUAUGGCACGAGUAUGCAAGGCAGGGGUUAUUGAACGGAAAUAUGAUCUUGCUCAUGGUGGAAAACGUGCUCCAGCUCGCGGUUGGCGUCCUUUUGGUAUGAUACUUAGCGGCAACCAAAUCAUGUUCUUUGGUGAUUUGACCACAUUCCAAUCUUGGCUUGACAGAACUCAAGACGAACAACAAAUCCGUCAAUUACAGCAACAACAACAACAACAAUAUGGUAACCUUCAAUCACCAACCUCUUCAAAACAUCCUAUUCAACAUCAAUCAUCCUAUUCGUCUACCGUCAGCACUCCUACUACAGUUAACUCAUUGUCAACUAUUAGCUCAUCUCAAUCCAGUGUAUCAAAUAUACCUAUUAUACCAUCCUCUACAACAUCUUUAGCUAGUCCGCGAUCUUCCACAUCUGUUAUCAGUACUUCAACUUCAUCUUCCACUUUGCACUUACGCCCAGUACAGAUUGUUUCACUUUUGGAUGCUGUUUGCUUAUAUGAUGAAGCUUAUCAGAAAUACCCACAUGUAUUUAGAUUGAUUGCAGGAGACGGUCAACAAUUCUUGAUUCGAGGUGAAAGUGCUGAAGAUAUUGACGAUUGGAUUCAAAAAAUCAACUAUGCAUCAGCUAUGAAAACCACAGGUGUACGAUUACGACCCAAAACAACAACAACAACAACGACAACACAGUUACCCAAUACACACUAUCAUCGUCAUUAUCAUCAUCUGGACGGCCACUCUUUUCAACAUUGGGCAAAAAGAGAAGCAAAAGCGAAACAACGAGUGAUAUCUUUAUCUGAACAACUAGUGGAACAGAAUCGACAAUUAGCAAAGGACGAACAACUGCGAAAUCAAAUGAUGGUACUGACACCAAUGCAAAAGACAACCAAAGAUCGAAUGAUACUUUUUGGAGACACCAUUGGAAAACGACUAUUGCAACAACGCAUUACGAUACAGAAAUUGGAAUGUUAUCGUGAAUAUAUUGAACGGGAACUUUUUCUUUAUCAAUCUUUCAAAGACCAGACAAUUGGAUUUAAUGAUGGAAGUAGCAACAGCAACAAUAUUGGCCGCAAAUUAAGUAAUGGCAAGAAUACAAUAGCAAGAAAACUCUCAGCUCCUUUACCUUUUUAUUCUGGAUUAUUACAAGUACGAUCAGCUACAGCACCACCUAUGCAAAACGUAUCUACUUCUGGCCCUCUUUUACGACCUCCUCUUCUUGGAUUGUCCAUGACAUCUACAACUACGCAAGGGAAUGAUGAUAAGACAACAGAUAUACGCAUUCCACAUCGUUCCUCCAGUUUAUUGGUAUCAUUAUCAGGUGUCGAUACUACUUCAUCAGCAACAGAAACGACAACAGGAAGAAACAAUGAGGAUUCUCAACCAAUAUCUCAGGUAGAAUCAACAACGAAGGAACAACGAUUAUCUAACUUACCACCAAUAUUGACUGAUCAACAAGAACCAUUCUUCACUUCUGAUGAAAUGCCAAUAUCAUCCAUCAGUAACGAUGAUGCCAUUUAUCAUUCAAGAUUAUCAGAAAUGGAUCGAAUUUCACGCCAACGUAGCCAAAGUAAUCCAGUAUCACCUGUGCAAGGUAUUGGAAAAGAAGAAGAAAGUGAUAGUGAAGUGUAUCUGUCUUCAUUGCAAGUACCUAGGAACAAAAAGAAUCGGGAUCGUAGUAUGUCCGAAGUGACAACAGAUGAUGAAGAUUUUAGUCUAGUGGCUAUUCAUGGGGAUCAAGAUAGUUUAGUCAAUCAUGUAGAUCGUGUAGUUGAUGAUAUCUAGUUUUUAAUGUCUUUUUUUUUUUAUUAUUUUUUUCAUUUUGUAUAAUUAAACCUCCGUGCAUUGAUUUUUUACAAUGUGACAGCAUUUU
Molecule: messenger RNA, 2661 nt
Organism: Halteromyces radiatus
Lineage: Eukaryota; Fungi; Mucoromycota; Mucoromycetes; Mucorales; Cunninghamellaceae
Exons: 5
Coding region: 108-2573 (821 amino acids)
Biological process (GO): regulation of ARF protein signal transduction
Molecular function (GO): guanyl-nucleotide exchange factor activity
Source: RefSeq, a predicted model, not a curated record